Perognathus longimembris pacificus (Pacific pocket mouse) is the source of this 613-nucleotide messenger RNA. Its product is annotated as WAS/WASL-interacting protein family member 1-like. Lineage: Eukaryota; Metazoa; Chordata; Mammalia; Rodentia; Heteromyidae. The coding region runs from base 1 to 600 and encodes 199 amino acids. The record is from RefSeq and is a predicted model, not a curated record. The transcript has 3 exons.
AUGAAGGUCCAGCGCCCACAGAGACCCUUCAGAGUGGACAUCUCAGAGCUGGGACUCAAAGAAAGAGUUGCCAAAGAUGAGCCCAAGCCGAGCCCUCUCAUCCGGGAGGCGCGCCUUGCCGGCGUCCGCCAAGGCCGAGGCGCGGCGGCGGCUGGAGGCCGAGGGGCGGAGGCUCGGGGCGGAGGGAGCGGGGAGGGCGGGACGGGGGGCGGUGGGGAGGUGGGGCCGGCGGCGACGGGCGGGCGGCGAGCGAGCGGCUGCAGCUGCUGCCGGCGUCUCGGGGGCUCCAGGCUGUGGGUGGACGCCGCGCCGAGCGAUCCACCGCCGAGCCGCGCGAGGCCGCGGGAGCCCCGGCUUCGGCCCGGACUGAGCGAGCGGGCGAGCGAGCGCCGCGCGUCCCUGGGCCCCGCCGCCGUCGGGAGGACGCCCGCGCCCGGCAAGUUGCAGGCGCGUUGCUCCCGGGGAAAGUUUCCCCCGCGGCCGCCCGAGGAAUUGGCGCGGACUCCGCCGCCGGAAGUUUGUCCUGAAGCCACCAGCUCAAGACCACAGCCAAUACCGUGGACCAAAAAGGACAGAGGCCAGCUGAAAGGUAUGGCUUAGCAGUACAGUGGGG